Aplysia californica (California sea hare) is the source of this 2173-nucleotide messenger RNA. Its product is annotated as retinoblastoma-binding protein 5 homolog. NCBI's taxonomy places the organism in Eukaryota, Metazoa, Mollusca, Gastropoda, Aplysiida, Aplysiidae. Gene Ontology annotation, cellular component: Set1C/COMPASS complex. Gene Ontology annotation, molecular function: protein binding. The transcript has 17 exons. The record is from RefSeq and is a predicted model, not a curated record. The coding region runs from base 169 to 1824 and encodes 551 amino acids.
GCAUCAACUUCCGGUUAUAGUGAAUUCACUCACUUUCGAAUCGCCGUACUGUGCGUCUGCUACUUUCUUGGUGACUUAGUAAAGACAUUCAAGGCUGCAUGCAAGAAAGCUCGACUUAGGAGGUUUUUAUACGCAAUCAAGACUUGUGUGACAAGUUUCUCUCAAACGAUGAAUCUUGAGUUGCUGGAGUCGUUUGGGCAGAAUUUUCCGGAGGACUUUGAUGGCGCGUUGGACUGUGUGAGCAUCGCGAUCACCUGCACGUUCAACAGACAGGGCACUCUGCUGGCCGUCGGGUGUAACGACGGUCGAAUCGUCGUCUGGGACUUCCUCACUCGGGGCAUCGCCAAAUUUAUCAAUGCUCAUGUGCACCCCGUGUGCUCCCUGAGCUUCAGUCGAAACGGUCGCAAACUGCUGAGUGCAGCCACAGACAACACUGUGUCCAUCUGGGACGUUCUCUCCGGGGAAAACGACAAAGUGUUCAGAUUUCCCUCCCCUGUCUUGAAAGUGCAGUGGCAUCCUCGGAACUGCAACCAGUUCCUGGUCUGUCCCCUCAAACAUGCCGCUGUGCUCAUGACUAUCAAAGGAGAUCACAAAAUUGUCCCCCUUGACGACGACUCAGAUUUGAACAUCAUUGCCUCGUUUGACAGACGAGGCCGCUACAUCUACACAGGCAAUGCAAAAGGGAGGAUACUUGCGUUCAAAAUGGAAGGUCUAGAUCUGGCGGCCUCGUUCCGCGUGACGACGGGCGGCCUCAACACCACGGCCAUCAAGUCCCUCGAGUUUGCCCGGAGAGGAGAAUGCUUCCUGGUGAACUCUGCGGACAGAAUUAUCCGCGUGUACGAGAGUCGCGAGGUGCUGACCUGUGGGCUGGAUGGGGAGCCGGAGCCCAUGCAGAAACUGCAGGAUCUGGUCAACAAAACUCUGUGGAAGAAGUGUUGUUUCUCUGGUGACGGUGAGUACAUAGUGGCCGGCUCAGCCCGCCAGCACUCGCUCUACAUCUGGGAGAAGGCCGUGGGGAACCUGGUCAAGAUCCUGCACGGAACCAAGGGGGAGCUGUUGCUGGAUGUCGUGUGGCAUCCUGUCCGUCCAAUCAUCGCAUCCAUAUCCAGCGGCCUCGUCUCUAUCUGGGCACAGAACCAAGUGGAAAACUGGAGCGCCUUCGCCCCCGACUUCAAAGAGCUGGAUGAGAACGUGGAGUACGAGGAGAGAGAGUCGGAGUUUGACCUGGAGGACGAGGACAAAGAGAAGGAAGAGAGCAAAGCACCGGUGGAGGAAGACGUGGAAGUCGACGUCUCGACGAUUGAGCCAAUCCAAGCCUUUGUCAGCAGUGACGAAGACGAAGAGGACGCGAACGCUCUCCUGUUUCUGCCUGUGUCUCCGGAGGUGGAGGAGCCAGAGGACGGGUGGCAGGGAGAGAAUCAGCAGAAACGUCCUCCUCCUCCUCCCUCUUCGGCCGUGUCGAGGAUAUCGGGUGAGGAUCAUGCCGUCCACACUGAGAAAAAGAAGGACACGCCAAGUUCAGGGGUAGAGAAGAGGACACGCCAGGACACGUCCAGCUCGGACCGGCGACGGGGCCAACAGGACGCCACCACGCCGCCCGCCUCCAAAAAGAAGAAGACGAAGACAAUCGACGUCGAUCUGCCAGACGCCCCGCAUGACGAGGUGCACCCGCUGCUGAAUGUGAAGAAAGCACCGGAGAAAGGUCACUCGAAGAAGGCGCGGCCGCAGAAGUCCAAGUCGUCCAAGGUGGAGAAGUCUCGGCACAAAGACCGCAGCUCUCGUGGCGGGGAGGACAUGGACAGCGAGAACACAGGCAUCUACUGAUUGAAGUUGUGAGCAGGGACCAAAGUUGAGUCGGAGGUUUCUGUACAGGAGGAUGUGAAUGAGUCAGGCGGUGCUGCUGUGGGAACUACAGUCAUGUAUAGCUGUCCCUGGGAGGAUAUUGAUGAACAUUUGGAAGACAGCGUGGUGAAAUCAGGCGCUCGGCAAAGUAAUGAAAUUGUUGAAAAAACACUGACAUUUUUCUGCCCGGUUCGGCAAUGUUUAUAGAAUUUUAUUUUUGUUUGUUGGCUUAAUGCAAUUGUUGUCAAGUUAAAAACCCAUUUCUGGGUGGAUUUUGAUGGAAAAUGUUGAUUAACGGCAUGAAAAAUAUUAAAUUUUUUGUUUCCACGGA